GGCUUGCACAUUCCGCAACGUGUCGCUUUCUUUGUUUGGACGUGGUAAAAGGCCCAAGGCCUGGAUCCUGUCAAGUGAGACGAGUGAGACGCCCAGCUUCGGCAUCCGUUAAGUGGAUCUGAGCCAGCCUUCCUCGGUCAUCAUGGCCAGCUCGAAGAAAUCGGGCUCGGGUGAGCCCGACACCACGGGUCUCUUCCAUGACUUGGUCAAGUUCCAGGGCAAUGGCGAAUUCGAUAAGGCCCUCAAGACGUGCAACAAGAUCCUGAAUGUGCGCCCGAAGGACGCCUCGGCCUUCCAUUGCAAGAUGGUGUGUCUCAUCCAGACCGACAAGUUCGAGGCUUGUCUCCAGCAGAUGGACGAGCACGAGGCCAUGGCCGCAGCCUUGGUCUUUGAGCGGGCCUACGCCCUGUACCGCCUCAACCGCUCCGCCCCAGCCUUGGCCAUUUUGAACCAGAAGAAGACCUUGAAUCUGCGCGAAAAGGAGCUCAAGGCCCAGGUCUUGUAUCGCAUGGAAGAGUUCGAGGCCAGUUUCAACUUGUACCGCGACAUCAUGAAGAACACGUCCGCGGAUGACGACGAUUUCGAAACCGAACGUCUGACCAAUUUGAGUGCGGCCGCCGUCCAAUUGGACAAAGACUCCGGCAUCACCGAUCUCGAUACCUACGAGCUCAUCUACAAUCAGGCCUGUCAUCUUCUCGCCCAGGGCAAAUGGUUGGAGGCCGAGAAGGGCCUGUCCCAGGCCUUGAAAGCGGCCCAGGCCUUUCUCGCCGAAGAGGACGAUUCUGAGGAGGACAUCGAACGCGAAACCGGCAUCAUCCGCGUGCAAAUGGGCUACGCUCUGCAGAUGCAAGGUCGCGACAAAGAGGCUCAGGUCCUGUACAACCAGGUGUUGAAGAACAAGCCCUCGGAUGCGGGCCUGAUCGCCGUGGCCUCAAACAAUCUCCUGUCCUUGAACAAGGAUCAGAACAUCUUCGACUCCAAGAAGCGGAUCAAGGCCGCCAAGGCUGACGGGGUGGAGCAGAAACUGACCAAGGCCAACCAGUUCGCCAUCGCGCGGAAUAACGCCCUCUUGGCCAUGUACACCAAUCAAGUGGACCUAUGCCGAGAGCUCAUUGAAGAAUUGGCCCGCAAGUUCGACCUGGACCCUCAAGAUCGACAAUUCAUCCUGGCCGGGGCCCUUUCUCGGGCUGGUCAGACGAAAGAGGCCGUGGAUCUGUUGCUGUCGGAUAAAGGUGCCAAAAGCGAUCUGGAGCGGGUGUUGGUGGCCUGUCAGAUCUAUUUGGAGCGAUCCCAGGUCCGUGAAGCCGUGGACCUGUUGAACCAAUUGCCCAAAGCCGACAAGUAUCGCACGGGGAUCCUGAGCACCAUGGUCACACUCUAUUUGGCCCUGGAGGAUCGGAAGAGUGCGGCUCAGCUCUUGAAAGAGGCCGUAGCGUUUAACUCGAAGAGCAAGAAUAAGGGCGACAUGGCCGUGGUUUGGCGGAAGACGGCCGAGUUCCACCUCAAAGGCGACGAACCCAGUGUGGCGGCUCAAUCCUUGGAGGAGCUGCUGAAGACCAACCCUCAGGAUCGACAGACCUUGGCCCAAUUGGUGAUGGCUUAUGCCAAGUUUGAUCUGGAGAAGGCCUUAGCCACGAGUAAGAAGCUACCCGAAUUCCGCGAAGUGGAUGUGGAUGUGGAUGGUCUGGAGAACUCCGCCUUCUUCGGGCCCAAGCAUAGCAAGAAAACGCCCAAAGCGGGAGGUGUGGCCUCGCCCGACGCUAGCAAGAACCCUCCAGGCUCGGACCUGGUCAAGAAGAAGAAGCCCAAGAAGAAGCGGAAGACGAAACUGCCCAAGAACUACGAUCCGACUGUGGAACCGGAUCCGGAGCGUUGGCUGCCCAAGCGUGAACGCACCGGUCAUCGACGUCCCAAGAGAGAUCGAAGGAAGGGCGAGAAGUUCACCGGAGCCCAAGGAACCGCAGCCGGUCAGAGUGAGACCUAUGAUUAUUCCCAGAAGAAGGCCGGAGCCGUGCCCAAAGGCAAUCUGAAAAGUCCGGCUCCGGAGGCGCCCGUGGGACCAAGACAGGCCCAUAAGAAGCCUCAGCAAAAGAAGAAGCAAAAGAAACGGUUCUAACUUGUACUGUCGUGUUCGUUCUGGGAAAUGAAAUUCAGCUGAACCAUUUCGAAUCAA
Messenger RNA from Tigriopus californicus, 2173 nucleotides. RefSeq names its product signal recognition particle subunit SRP72-like (gene Srp72). Gene Ontology annotation, cellular component: signal recognition particle, endoplasmic reticulum targeting. Gene Ontology annotation, molecular function: ribosome binding; 7S RNA binding; protein binding. Gene Ontology annotation, biological process: SRP-dependent cotranslational protein targeting to membrane. Lineage: Eukaryota; Metazoa; Arthropoda; Copepoda; Harpacticoida; Harpacticidae. The record is from RefSeq and is a predicted model, not a curated record. The transcript is spliced from 2 exons. Bases 143 to 2116 code for a protein of 657 amino acids.